This is a messenger RNA of Macrosiphum euphorbiae (potato aphid), 1737 nucleotides long. The record is from the annotation of a GenBank genome assembly. NCBI's taxonomy places the organism in Eukaryota, Metazoa, Arthropoda, Insecta, Hemiptera, Aphididae.
AUGAAAAUUAAUCUUAAAAUAUUCGUAUUUUUUCUAUUAUUUACAACAUCAAUAUUUGCACAAUUAUACCAGUCAAAUUAUGGCCCGUAUCAGCAGCAAGGAAUUCCUUUCAGGGAAAACAAUUUUUUAGGUUCACGGCCUAUAUUGCGUGAGUAUGAUUUUAUCGUCGUUGGAGCUGGUACUGGAGGCUGUGUUGUCGCAAAUCGUUUAUCUGAAAAUCCAAAUUGGUCAGUACUAGUACUAGAAGCAGGAAAAGACGAAACCGUGUACACAGAUGUACCGGCAGUAGCAUCGUUUUUAGAAUCAUCGGAGUACAGUUGGGGAUACACCGCAGAGCCAGUUAAAAAUGGUUGUUUUGGUUUUAAAAAUAAUCGCUGUCCUUGGCCAAAAGGAAAAGGCAUGGGUGGAUCAUCGAUAAUAAAUGAUAUGUAUUACCAGAGAGGGAAAAGAGAAGAUUAUGAUAUAAUUGCAGGGCUGGGAAAUGAUGGCUGGGCGUACAGUGAUGUAUUGCCUUAUUUUUUGAAAUCUGAAAACAAUUCUAUACCGGAAUAUCAAAAUUCACCGUUUCAUUCACAAAAAGGAAAUCUACACGUCGAAAGAGUUAGAUAUCAUUCACCGCUCGUUGAUAAAUUUAUAGAAGCCGGUGGCGAAUUAGGACUAAAAGUAAAUAUCGAUUAUACAGUUAACCCAGAGUAUGGAGCAUCGCGUUUACAAGCCACGACAAUAAAUGGACGCAGAGUGAGUGCUUCUAAAGCCUUUGUCCGUCCAGUCAAAGAUCGUCAAAAUCUCCAUGUGGCGAUAUUCAGCCAAGUAACAAAAAUACUUAUUAAUCCAAAAACUAAAUUAGCAACCGGAGUAGAAUUCAUAAAAAGAGACAAAAAUAGAACAGUAUAUGCUAAAAAAGAGAUUAUUUUGGCUGCUGGGCCAAUAAAUUCACCUCAAUUACUAAUGUUAUCAGGAAUUGGACCAAAAGACCACUUAAAAAAUCAUAGAAUACCAGUAAUUCAAGAUUUACAGGUGGGACAACAUUUACAAGAUCACUAUGGAACAGUUGCUUUGGAAUUCAUAGUAAAUCAAACAAGCCCAGUAAUCAAUCAACAAUCCAUAUCUGAUCCUCGUUUAUUUGAAGAAUGGUUUAAGUAUGGCCAAGGACCACUUACAGUACCAAGGGGAGUGGACGGCUUAGCUUAUGUAAGGGCACCUUCAGGUAGAGGACUUGAAUUAAUUUUUGGUCCUCUGUCAGAUAAACCAAACGUAUUUAUAAUGACUACUGUGUUGUUACAACCAGACGCUCGCGGAAGCGUAACUUUGAAAAACAGUAACCCACUGAAUCCACCCAUUAUGUCUUAUAAUUAUUAUGACAGCAAUACUGAUCUAGAAGACAAUAUUUAUGCUCUUAAAUAUGCAGUGAAGUUAGUAGAGGAAACACAGGCGUUUAAAGAUGUCGCCGCUAAACUGGAUCCUGUACCAUAUCCGAAAUGUGAUCAUUUACCAUUUCGAUCCGAUGAUUAUUGGGCUUGUUUAUCAAAACAUUUGACGCACACUUAUCAUCACCAAUGCGGUACAUGCCGGAUGGGAGACGUCGUCAACAACAAACUACAAGUAUUUGGAGUUCGAGGGCUAAGAGUAGUGGACUCAUCAAUAUUUCCACAUAUACCCCACGCACAUCUUUAUGCCCCGACUUUAAUGGUUGGGGAAAAGGGAGCCGAUAUGAUUCGAACUCAUUGGUCAAAGUGA